AUGGCGGCGGUGGGUGGUGUCAGUGGAGCCACCCCGAGCACUACCACUACUGCACGACCGUCUUCCCUCAUCCUCUUCUUCCUCCCACCCAACACUGCCUACACUUCUGUGCGCAAUCAGGCGCGUCAAAAACUCGGACGCCUUUCCAUGACCGCUUUCCGCGCUCUCGUUGUCGAUGUACUCCACGAGGCCGCACACCGUCUGGUACCCCUCCUCGAAUCCUCCUCUACUGUCCCUCUCGCUGUGGUCCGACCCAAGAUGCGACAUCAUGAGUACACCACCUAUGGCGGGCCUGUAGACGGUACUGGUGUAGCCGUGGAUAACGAUGAUGAAGUUCUUGUGGUUGUUAGUGGUGGUAGUGACGGUGGUGAUGGUGUGGAGCAUCGCGCUACUAAUAAGAUGUCCAGUAUGUCUGUGGAUGACCCUGUUUAUGAUCAACUCUAUGCCACUGGCGUUGAGGUGAUUUCUCGGAAGACUGCUUUACUAGACAAAGCGAAACGACGAAACUAUUACUUAAACCUGGUAUUUCCAGCAAUUGGAUAUAUCAUACCUAAUGGCUUUAUUUCUCCAUGGCGAUGUCGCCGUGGAGACGGAGGUGGGUACGGCGCCACGUGCCUCAGUAUCCACGGGUCCUUCAAUUUCCACGACCGCUGUCUCUACCACCACGGGGACGGCUUCGAUAUUGACGUCGACAUCACCAACUACACCGACUUUGAUGUUGGAGGUUACCUCGGAGUUCUUGCAGACGGACCAGCUGCAGCAGUGUCAGGAGGAGUCGCAAGAUCAUCAGCAGCUCGUCGUCUCCUUGGGCAAGGAGAGCACAGCCUCCUUGGUCGUGAACUCAGAGGUCUCGCCGUCGUGUCUCGUUAG
Messenger RNA from Echinococcus granulosus, 870 nucleotides. Its product is annotated as ARF GTPase-activating protein GIT2. The transcript has 3 exons. Lineage: Eukaryota; Metazoa; Platyhelminthes; Cestoda; Cyclophyllidea; Taeniidae. The record is from RefSeq and is a predicted model, not a curated record. Bases 1 to 870 code for a protein of 289 amino acids.